AUGGUGCCCAGCGUCUGGGUCAUCAUGACUGAGCUGCCUCUUACUGAAAAUGGCAAGGUUGACCGGAAGGCCCUGCGGAAGGUUGGAUCUUCGUUUUCGAGAUCGCAACUCGCCCUUCUCGACCAUGCUGCGGGGUUACAACGAAGACACCCGACUACCGAAGCCGAACUCGGCCUUGCUCAGCUUUUCGCCCGCGUACUCAAUAUCGACACUGCUUCAAUUGGCAUUGAUGAUAGCUUUCUCCGGAUCGGAGGCGACUCCAUCACGGCUAUGCAGAUCUCUGCAGAGGCCAGAGCGAGAGGCCUCAACAUAUCGACGGCGGCUAUUCUCCGCCACAAGACUAUUACUGCCAUACUGGACUCAACCAGAGACUCCGAGCCGUUCAUAUUCGUGGAAGAAGCUAGGCAUCGGGAAACGCCCGCGAUUCCUGACAGGCAGAAUGUCGGAUCCAAAUAUUGUGACUUCGAUGCUUUUCAAGCGCAGAUUCUUCCGCAAAUCGAUACCACUUUGCGACCCGAAGAUGUGGAAGACAUGUUCCCAUGCUCGCCGAUGCAAGAAGCCAUGCUGAUCAGCCAGGCAAAAGAUUCCAAGAUGUACCGUACGCGGAUGGAUCUUGAACUUCUUUUGCCGACCGACUGCAACUCACUUGAUGAGGCUCAGUUGCAGUGGGCAUGGAAAGAAGUCGUAAAGCGUCAUGCGUUACUGCGCGCUAUUCUGGUAAACCACAUACCAGGUAGCAGCGGCAUGAUGCACGUUAUUCUAAAGAAUCCUGAGGUCGGGAUGUCGAUUAGAAGAAACACCAGUAGAACCACCUUGUACGAGGCCCUCGAGGACGAUAUUGUCAGCUACCGUCACUGCGGGCUUCAGCACCACGUAACACUAUACCAGCUGGACAGUGGCAACCCACAUCUAUUGCUGGAUCUCAACCAUGUCAUCGCAGAUGGCCACUCCACCAGCAUCAUGAUCCGAGAACUCCAAGAUUAUUACAAUCACGGUAAAACACAAUCUUCGCCACAGAGCUACCACGAGUACAUAUCCUUUCUUAAGAGCAGAGGUCUGGAUGAGGGACUCGAGUACUGGACCAAGUUCCUCGCUGGCGUAGAACAGUGCUAUUUCCCCGAGCUCGUCAGCGAAGACAUGAGACAUUGUCCCUCUCGCGAAAUGAUAACGGUAGCCGACAUUGACACUGACCGCAUGCGGGCAUUUUGCGCCAGCUGGGAGCUGACACCAGCCAUCCUUAUCCAGGUGGCAUGGGCAACUGUCCUGAAGUCAUACACCGGGAUGCAGCGACCGUCAUUUGGUGUAAUUUGUUCCGGCAGAGACCACCCAAUCGACCAUGUUGAUGGGAUCUUUGGUCCUCUGAUCGGUAUGGUCACAGCCUCCAUUUCGCUUGAAAACGAUCACGAUGUCCAAGAGGUACUGACAACGGCGCAAUCGAAUUAUCUGACGGCGCUAUCUCAUCAGACGGUGCCACUUGCAGCUGUGCACAGCGCACUGGGAUUAGGAUCAUCUGCACUGUUCAACAGCAUCUUGUCUUUCCAGAAAAACGAAAAUUAUGUUGCAGAAGUGAAUGAGGCUGGUUUGAAGAUGAAAAUUGUGGAUGGUUUCGACCCCAACGACUAUGCUGUGUCUGUUCGGAUUGUUGACACCACCAACGAAAUAAAGAUCUUCAUUGAUCAUGCUGGGGUACUGCAGAAGUCUCAAAGCCUUUGGCUCGGCCAGUGCUUCAGCACCGCUUUGACUACGAUUAUGGACAACGUCCAGGGCAUCGUCUCUCAGCUCGACCUACUGGACAAUCAUAGUCUGCAACAACUUUGGACGUGGAACAAGGACGUACCAUCGUCUAUCAAUGCAUGCACACAUCAUCUCGUUGAGAGGCAGGCUAAGGAAACUCCAGACCACAAAGCAAUUGAGUCGUGGGACGGAAGUUUAACUUUCUCUGAUUUGAAUAAGCAAGCAAACACUCUCGCUCACUACCUGAUAUCGCUGGGAGUUAGUUCAGGCAUCAUUGUGCCAAUAUGCUUCGACAAGUCGCUGUGGGUUGUCAUCACUAUGUUGGCUGUUCUCAAGACCGGGGCUGCGUUUGUGCCGCUUGACCCAUCACAGGCGCCGGAACGUCGAGAGCUGGUGCUCCAGCAGGUCGAUGCGCACCUUAUCCUGACUUCGGAACAAUUUUCCGGGAUAUUCUAUGGGGAAAGUUAUUCCUCGUUUGCGGUGACAGCUGCUUCCAUACGUCGCCUAUCAUCAAGCCAUAGAGGCAAAGAAACCCCAGUCGUCCAAGUCGAUCCCUCCUCCACCAUGUACUGCCUGUUUACAUCCGGCAGUACGGGUGUUCCCAAGGGGGUCAUUCUACCCCACCAAGCCGUGAGCACCAGUUGUACCCACCAUGGCAGACGCAUCCACUUCAGCACGAGUACAAGAACAUUGCAGUUCUCGGCGUAUACUUUCGACGCUUGCAUCAUGGAAAUCUUCACCACUCUGAUGUUUGGCGGUUGCAUUUGCAUCCCUUCGCCUUCAGAAAGGUUGGACAACAUCGCCAGAGCCAUCCAGGCUAUGGGUGUUAACUUGUUGUUCGCAACACCGACGGUCGCAAGACUGAUAAACUCUGAGGAGGUUCCAUCACUACGUACCAUCAUUAUUGGUGGGGAGAUGUGCUCCUCUGCCGACUAUGCAAGAUGGCACCACCUCGAAGUGGUCAUGCAGGCCUACGGUCCUACUGAAUGUGCCAUUUUCUGCACUCUAAAUGACGAAAGUUCUCAAACAGCAUACAGGAAUUGUAUUGGCCACGCUGUAGGAACGAUAGGGUGGCUGGUUGAUCCAGGAGAUGAGAGUAAGCUUGCGCCAAUCGGCGCUGUGGGCGAACUGGUUGUAGAGGGCUCUCAACUGGCUGGAGGCUAUCUCCAUGAUGAGGCUCGUACCACAAGCUCCUUCAUUUUGAACCCUCCCUGGCUCCUACGUGGGUCUCUAUCAGCCCCAGGACGCGAGGGUCGGCUGUACAAGACGGGUGACUUGGUGCGAUAUGUUGGGGAUCAAGGCCACAUGUCCUACGUUGGCAGGAUAGAUGCCCAAGUGAAACUUCACGGCCAACGCAUGGAGUUGGCUGAGACGGAGCAUCACAUGAUGGCAUGCGUGCCAGGAAUUCUCCAAGCUGCAGCCGAGGUUGCUAGACCGGGAGGCAAAGGCGCGGGGCCAGCCCUUGUCGGAUUCCUUGUCCUGGACGAUCGAGACAGGUCCACACAUCCUCUUCCCGCACAAGAUGACAGCCCCGAGACCAGUAUCAGGGGCUCCACCAGCGUUCAUCACCUGGCAGCUUCGAUUGAAGAUGAUCUGGCCAACAGACUACCGAGUUACAUGAUUCCAACCAUCUGGUUCACAAUCAGUCAGCUCCCUAUGGGAAACUCUGGCAAGACAGACCGGAAAAGGUUAAGGAGUAUUGUGUCGUCCUUCACCGUCGCCGAACUUGCUGGCCUUAAGCGAAGCGGACCAAAUCGUGAAGUGACCACAUCACAAGAGAAACAAGUUCAACGCCUAUGGGCCCGAGUGUUGCAGCUGGAAGAGUCGACCAUCGGCCCCGACGACAGUUUCUUCCGGCUAGGGGGUGACUCAAUCUCUGCUAUGAAGCUAGUCAGCGAAGCCAGGAAAGAUGGAGUCACGCUUUCUGUUGCACAAGUCUUCCAGCAACCGAAGCUUCAGCAACUUGCGCAGCAAGUUGGCUCAAGCUCCGAUUUUGACGCUGUAUCACCUGGUGUCCGAAGCUUCUCUCUGUUACAUGGCAUUAUAGACAUUCAGAAGUGCAGAGAACAGGCUGCUGAGCUGUGUGGGUUACAUGUACAAAACAUUCAAGACAUAUACCCCUGCACGCCACUGCAGGCAGGUCUCAUGGCUCUCACAUCGAAGCAGGCUGGAAGUUACAUCUUACAGACUGUUGUGGAACUCCCUGCCGAAAUCGACAUACGACGCUUCAAAAACGCGUGGGAGAGGACCGUAAAUCAUAGUUCGAUCUUGCGCACCAGAAUCGUUCAGUGCGAUGGCACCGGUCUUGUUCAGGUUGUCUCGUGCAAAAGUCAGAUUGAAUGGAAAGUGUCGAAGAACCUGGAACUCCAUCUUCGGGAUGACAAGUUGAUUGCCAUGGGCUUGGGAGAACCACUUUCCCGCUUCGCACUCAUACAUGAAGCCUCGACGGAAAAGACUCUGUUCAGCUGGUCAGUUCAUCAUUCGCUUUAUGAUGGAGCAUCAAUGCCACUCGUCUUAUCACUUGUCAAGGAGUUCUACAACGGGGGCAGCCCGCCGCCCCAGGCGGAGUUCAACAUGUUUGUCAAGUACACUCAAGGCUUGAACAAGGAGGAUGCCACCGAGUUCUGGAAUUCAGCUCUGGAUCACGUGGAGGGCCAGCCCUUCCCAUCCGUUCCCAGCAAUCUUCAUAUUGUCAAUGCUGACACAACGCUGGAGAGAUCAUUGUCUAUCGCUCCUUCUGUCAGCGUGGACUUCACAAUGUCGACAAUCAUCAGAGCCGCAUGGGCUUUGACAGUCUGCCGGAAUACCGCCACAAAAGAUGUUAUAUUCGGGGCUACCCUGUCCGGCCGCAAUGCUUCUGUGCCGGAGAUCGACAGCAUGAUCGGUCCAACUAUUACAACCGUACCUAUAGUUGCCCGUGUUUUUGAUGGAUUCUCUGUUUCAGACUUUCUGAGUCAGCUCCAGCGCGACGCCACCGCCAUGAUUCCAUUUGAACAGACAGGUCUCCAGAAUAUUGCCAAGAUAAGUGCGAACACCCGGCUUGCUUGCAAUUUCCAGACUCUGCUUGUCGUUCAGCCACCGGCCUCCAGUUUACCAAGCCAAGAGCUUGAGUACUUCAUCAGUGCCAUCGAACAAUUGUCAACAACAGACCUCUCUCAAGAUAUUGCCGAGUUUCUUGGUCCCGACAGUGCAGACCUCGAUCGAAUCUGGUCCUGGAAUAGCACUGUUCCUGACACUGUUGAUCUUUGUGUCCAUGACCUGAUCGCCAGCCAGGCACUUUCGAGACCUGAUGCUCAAGCAGUCUGUGCUCACGAUGGAGAGCUCACUUUCGCUCAGCUCGACGAUCUUGCAACGAAGGCCGCUCAUCGUCUCAUCGUGGCCGGUAUGGGAAUCGAGACUUUGAUACCAUUGUACUUCGAGAAGUCACUAUGGACCAUCGUUGCCAUGGUCGCUGUUCUUAAAGCAGGGGGCGCGUUUGUACCUCUUGAUCCCAACCAGCCAGCUUCUCGGGCGGCAGACGUUCUGAAGCAGAUCAGCGCACGGUUGAUUCUCACAUCCCAAAGUCUUCAGUCAACAGACUUCGGUGUCGAAAUCGAUAUCAUCACCGUCGGUCCGGGCCUACUCAGAGACGACAAGGGGCUCACUGAUGAUCUGCCUUCAGUUCCAUCCAGCUCCGCUGCCUAUGUGAUAUUCACAUCAGGCAGCACAGGCACACCCAAGGGCGUAGUGCUCGAACACCGAGCCACUAGCAGCGGGUGCCACUAUCAUGGUACCAAAGUUGGCCUUGACCAUGACUCUCGAGUAUUGCAAUUCGCAUCAUAUACCUUCGAUGCCUCGGUCUUCGAGAUAAUUACAGCUCUCGUAUUUGGUGGCUGUGUCUGUGUGCCAUCCGAGGCACAGCGUUUUGAUGGCUUGGCGCAGGCCAUGGAGGCCAUGCGUGUCAAUGUUGCAUUACUCACGCCAUCAAUCGCGAGACAUCUUGAGCCUGAUGCUGUCCCAUCGUUGCAAGUCAUUCUGUUGGGCGGAGAGGCGUCAGCUGCGGAUGAUUACGCCAGAUGGAUGGCAAGCACCCGGGUCUUAAACCUGUACGGCCCCACAGAAGCCACAGUCAUCUGCGCCGCCGUCGAAGUCACAGUAGAUGCUCCAAUCCACGGCAGUAUCGGAACGGCAACAGGUUCGGCCAGCUGGAUCGUCGACCCACGAGAUCCAGGGACGCUUCUGCCUAUAGGCGCUACGGGAGAACUUCUUGUGGAGGGUCCCAUCCUAGCGCGAGGCUAUAUCAAUGACGCCGAGAAGACCAGAGCAGCCUUCAUUGAUGGUCCGUCAUGGUUGGCGAAGGGGGUUGAACAUAUCCCAGGUCGACAUGGUCGACUUUACCGGACCGGUGACCUCGUUCAAUACGCAGAGGAUGGUAGUCUUGUAUACGUCGGUCGUCAAGAUGCCCAAGUCAAAAUUCGCGGCAUGCGCGUCGAACUGGCCGAGAUUGAGCAUCAUGCUGCGGCCUGUGUCCCGGAGGCAGAGCAGCUCAUUGCCGACAUCAUUAGGCCUGCGAAUGAAAGAAACGUUAGCAUGCUUGCUCUCUUUGCCGUCAUUGAUCACAACAACCGCCAUCACUUACUUCUAGACGAAGGGGCGGCGUCGGAAAGCGACGGGUUCGAAAUAUGCUGUCGUUCAAUACCCAUCUCAUUGGAACAGUCUUUACUAGAAAGACUACCGACUCACAUGGUACCAGGUAUCUUGUUCGUCCUAGAUCGUCUUCCUCUCAACAUGGCCGGCAAGACAGACCGGAAUAAAUUACGCGAAAUUGGCUCGUCUCUAUCCAACACCCAGUCCCCGUCCCUUCUCACACGGCCAAGGCGCGACAUGUCAGAGCCGGAAGCAAAAAUGCAUGCCAUUUGGGCACGGACAUUGAACAUCGAAUUCUCCACCUUUGAUAUUGACGAUAGCUUUAUUCGCAUCGGUGGCGAUUCAAUUACUGCCAUGCAGGUAUCAUCGACAGCUAGAACGCAAGGGAUGAACAUCUCGACAGCGGAUAUUCUCCAGCACAAGAGCAUCAGUGCAAUUGUUCAAGCUUGGAGCUCGCGCUCGCUAAACGGGGAGGAAAAGUCAAGCCAGAUCUUGACUUCGCUUCAACGCGCGAAAGACGCAGUUAACGGUGGACAAUCAUUCCCCCUCAGCCCGAUCCAGCAACUCUUCUUUCUACACCAGAAAGACCCCAAUGUGCCUUUCAAUCAGUGCAUUUUACUUCAGCCACGUGAAGCCAUUGGAUUCAAGGGUCUACAGGACGCUUUCGACACCUUAGUCGAUGUACACUCUGUUCUCCGUACCGAGUUCCAGGUAUCAGCAACAGGAGCUUGGCAACAACGAAUACGACCUAAUGCUUCCGGGAAGGCCCCGAAAUCCUUCAGUAUUUCCCAUGAUCGUAUCACAAACCUGAGCGAGAUUUCAGCUCUCAUCUCAAACCGACAGAAGUUACUCAACAUCAAGGAAGGCCAUCUAGUAGUAGCUGGAUUAGUCGAUGUCGGCGAAGCUCGAUUAGUCUUCAUCAGUAUACACCAUUUGGUCGUAGAUCUUGUCUCCUGGAGAAUCAUCCUUGAGGAUCUGGAGUUGUUGCUCUGUGGACCAGUCCUCUGA
Molecule: messenger RNA, 7368 nt
Organism: Verticillium alfalfae VaMs.102
Lineage: Eukaryota; Fungi; Ascomycota; Sordariomycetes; Glomerellales; Plectosphaerellaceae
Product: HC-toxin synthetase
Exons: 3
Coding region: 1-7368 (2455 amino acids)
Biological process (GO): amino acid activation for nonribosomal peptide biosynthetic process; secondary metabolite biosynthetic process
Cellular component (GO): cytoplasm
Molecular function (GO): phosphopantetheine binding; catalytic activity
Source: RefSeq, a predicted model, not a curated record